AUGGUUAGAUAUAGCAAACUUCCAUUUAGGGAAUUACUCUUAAAGUACAAUGUUGACCUUGUUUAUACCCCAAUGAUGCUCGCCGAUGUCUUCAAGAAUUCCGAGUUUGCUCGUGAUACUGAUUUUUCUACGAAUGCUAAUGAUAAUCCUAUGGUUGUCCAAUUUGCAGCUAGUAAUGGUGCUGAUUUGGCCGAUGCUGCUGAAUUAGUGUCUCCUUAUGCUGGUGCUAUUGAUCUCAAUUGUGGGUGUCCUCAACGAUGGGCAAUUCAAGAAAAGAUUGGUUCUCACUUGAUGUCAGAUCCAGAAACGGUACGGGACAUGAUUCGAACAGUUAAAGGAAGAGUGGAUAUACCAUGUAGUAUUAAGAUCCGAGUGCAUCCUGAUCUGAAAAAGACAUAUGAAUUUGUGAAACGGGCUGAAUCGAUGGGUGUUGACUUUUUGACUGUUCAUGGUCGUACUCGCUGGCAAAAGUCAACUGAACCUGUCAAUUUUGAAGGUAUUCAAUUAGUGAAACAAUCUAUCAAUGUACCCGUCAUUGCCAAUGGUGGUAUAUUUUGUCAACAGGAUGUCGAUGAAAUGUAUGAAAAAACUGGUGUCGAUGGUGUCAUGUCAGCAAGAGGGCUUUUACGAAAUCCAGCCUUCUUUGCCGGUUACGAUUAUACACCAUGGGAAUGUAUUGAAGAGUAUGUACGAUUGGGAUUGGGCUAUGGUACACCUCCAUUUAUCUUUCAUCAUCAUUUGAUGUUUAUGUUUGAAGAUAUCAUGAGUAAUGCGGAAAAGAAAACAUUCAAUACCUUAUCAAGUAUCCCAGCCAUCAUCGAUCAUUUGGAAGAAAAUUGGGGGCUACAAACAUCAAGAUUGAUUUAG
Halteromyces radiatus is the source of this 867-nucleotide messenger RNA. RefSeq lists its product as uncharacterized. Gene Ontology annotation, biological process: tRNA processing. The record is from RefSeq and is a predicted model, not a curated record. Bases 1 to 867 code for a protein of 288 amino acids. The transcript is spliced from 4 exons. Lineage: Eukaryota; Fungi; Mucoromycota; Mucoromycetes; Mucorales; Cunninghamellaceae. Gene Ontology annotation, molecular function: tRNA dihydrouridine synthase activity; flavin adenine dinucleotide binding.